Molecule: messenger RNA, 618 nt
Organism: Peronospora farinosa
Lineage: Eukaryota; Oomycota; Peronosporomycetes; Peronosporales; Peronosporaceae
Source: the annotation of a GenBank genome assembly
AUGGCGUCAAGUGCUAAUGAUGCCAAUGCCCAGUUGGGCGUGCACGUUGAGGACUUGAGCAAAGAGAAACCGCCGAAUCCUUUCUUGUUUCCUCGCAGUUUUCUUAAUAUGCAUCUGCUGUAUAACACAGUAGGCGUUCACCCGUUUCUACCCGCGUAUCCUCCACAAAUUCUACAAUGGCAACAGCCCAACCCCAUCACCGAGUCGUGCAUGGGUAAAUUCUUUAUUUCCGCGUCUAUGGGGUACAUUAUGGGCAAUGCAUUUGGAUUGGUACUGGGCAGCUACGAAGGAAUCACGCCACCGAUACCACUUCCGGGACAGAGAGAAUUACCAAAAGUACCAUGGCGCGAGUCAAUGGCGGGAUCUUGGCGAGUUACAGCGGGCAAAUGCCGCUACUGGGGCAACAACUUUCUUGUCAUUUCAGCCAUGUUUUCGGGAUUGGAGUGCGCGUCUGAGAAGAUUCGCGGACGCCACGACGUGGGCAACGAGUUGGUGGCGGGUUGUGCGACGGGUGCAGCACUGGCAGCAGGUCAGGGAUUUCAAGCGCAAUGUCUUGGCUGUGCAGGUUUUGCUGCGUUCUCGUACGCAAUCAACGUGUUUACAGGCGGCAAGUUCUAG